CUCCACUACUAUACGCCUCCUUUACCCCCUUUUUGCUCCUCACCUGCUUGCACUUCUCUCUCUCUCUUCUCUCUCUCCUCUGUUUCUCUCUCUCUCUCUCUCUCUCUCUCUCUCUCUCUCUCUCUCUCUCUCCAGAAAAACCCUAAGAACUUUGAUCUUGAGGGAGCUUCCAUUCUCUAGCGACAAGAUUACGGGUGGGAGCAAGCUGGAUUCCGUCUCAUUUGGACCCGGGAAUCGGCUGAUCGGAUCUGGCUCCGGCGACAAUUUUUCCGGCCGGUGUUCACCGCGACGGGUAUUGAGAUUGGGGUUUUUGAGGAGGAAGGUGGAGAUUAGAGAGAGGAAGGGAGAGUAAGCGGAACGAGAUGUACAAAAACCAGCUUCAGGAGCUGGCGCAGAGGAGCUGCUUCAACCUCCCGUCGUAUACGUGCAUAAGAGAAGGUCCGGACCACGCGCCGAGGUUCAAGGCCACCGUGAACUUCAACGGCGAGGUUUUUGAGAGUCCUAACUACUGCUCGACGCUCCGCCAGGCCGAGCAUGCCGCCGCCGAGGUCGCCCUCAACUCCCUCUCCAACAGAGGCCCCUCUCACUCCCUCGCCGCUAGGAUUCUUGAUGAGACGGGUGUAUACAAGAAUCUCUUACAGGAGAUUGCACAAAGAGUUGGAGCUCCAUUGCCACAAUACACAACUUUCAGGUCAGGACUUGGGCAUCUUCCUGUCUUUACAGGGACAGUAGAAUUGGCUGGAAUCACUUUCACUGGGGAACCUGCCAAGAAUAAGAAACAAGCAGAGAAAAACGCAGCCAUGGCAUCUUGGUCAUCUCUAAAACAAUUGGCAAAGGAAGCUGCAAGUUCAUCAUCUGAAGUAGAGAACAAUGAUGAACUGGAACAGAUCACAAUUGCACGAGCAUUAUUGAAUUACCGUCUUAAGGAAAAGAUGGCAAAGGCGAACUCGCCCAAUGCCCAAUUCCCAUUUCCAAAGAAGUUCAUAGUUCAGAACAGAAGACCAUCAAGUCCACAGCCUCCCCCUGCUGCCACAUCAAAAAUACUCCCUUUAAUCUGUCCCAAGGGAGCUCCUCGUAACAGGCUCACAUCAACAGCUGCAAGCGAGAGUUCCAUGCCAGGCCCACCACUGCAGACUGCAGUGCCUGAAGGCCGUGGAACCCGCGCUCAGAAGUUCCCUGCUGCAGGCGCAGCUCCCUAUGUCCCCAUUCGACAUUUUAGGCCAUCCUACCAUGGGGUUGCACCACCUGUAACGGUAAGAACCGCAGUGCCUGUUUUCUCUGCGCCGCCACUUCCACCACCACCUGUGGUACCUGCUCAGGUGAUGCGAGCACCACCCAUGCAAAUUGCCCAACCUGUCUGUGUAAGGCAAGUUGUGCCGGUUUUUGCUGCUCCACCUGUUCGAAAAGAUCCACCAACUGUCACAGGCUCUGCCUCAUUAAACCAAUUGCCAGCAAGGGGAGAGGAAACUGGAGGCAGAACUGGGAAGGGAACAAAGGAAUCUGAGACAUUGGAGAGCUUGGAACAGCUGAAAAUCUAACUCUGGUUGGGCAGGAUUUGAAUCAACAAGAAACAAUGCCAUGGUUUUGUGUUGGUCAGUUUGUUUUAUGUCAUCUUCUCUAGUCUUAACUAUAAGAAUUAGCAUCAGCAAUCUUUGCAGUUCAAAGAGCAGCCUUACUGCAUUACUCUUGCAGUGUUUGUUUAUUGUUACUGGUAUAGUCGUCAUUUUUUAGCAUUGUUGAAAAGGGGUACUCCCAUGCAAGCUCCUGCACUGGGUGUUCUCAAAAUAGGGUACUGCUAUUUUUUCCAAAUGGGGUCCAACCUGGCGGAGCUGUUCUUGUUACACCAAGCUGGGUUUUUGCUCUUUCAGUGAUCACCAUGUCUAGAUACUGAUUGCAGUGUGCCUGAUUGUAAUACAUAGGAUUGCCUUAGGUUUUUACCCCCAGAAUCCCAAACUUUUUGUCAAUAUUGUCUUCCUCCAUGAGAGUAAAAUCUUCACCUCUGCUGAGAAGACUGAGCCUGGUCCUUGGUGUGUAGUAUCAAGGUAAAGUUGGCCUUCAGUUUCCAAGGAAUUGCUCCAGUGUGCUUUUGUAAUCCUUGAAUAUUGGUAUAUAGUUUAGUCCGGUUGGACAAUCAUAUGGUUAAAUGAUAUCAUUUGAAGUUGUGUUC
This is a messenger RNA of Malania oleifera, 2167 nucleotides long. Its product is annotated as double-stranded RNA-binding protein 2. Lineage: Eukaryota; Viridiplantae; Streptophyta; Magnoliopsida; Santalales; Ximeniaceae. The record is from RefSeq and is a predicted model, not a curated record. The coding region runs from base 363 to 1538 and encodes 391 amino acids. Gene Ontology annotation, molecular function: double-stranded RNA binding. The transcript is spliced from 3 exons.